Vitrella brassicaformis is the source of this 4336-nucleotide messenger RNA. The record is from the annotation of a GenBank genome assembly. Lineage: Eukaryota; Vitrellaceae.
UCAACCGACCAUGUCGGAUGACGCCGUGAUGCCUCCCGAAGGCAUCUCCGAGGACCUGGCAAGAAAGGCCGCCCAGCUGGCCUCCGUGCAGCCACCUGGAUCCGACGAUGUCGACGACUUCCUGGAGCGUGUGGAGGACAUCACGGCCACAAUCACCUCGCUGGUGGAGGGCAAGGUCAAGCCCGAGGAGGUUGACGAUGAUAUAGCUCGUGAGGAGAGGCGGCAGCGGGCGAAAUUGAGGGCCAUGGAGGAGGCUGCGAGGGCCGCCAGGGAGGCGGACGAGAAGAGGCGGCUGUAUGGGCGGGAGGGCAAGGGGGAGGGGGACAAGUAUCAGUGGUUCUGCAAGCGCUGCUUUGUCGAGUAUGAGGAGGACAGCCUCGAUGGCCACGAGCAAUGCAGGCGAUGCGGCAGGCAGGUACAUAUAUCACAUUUCGGCCCACCUACUCACCUAACCCGGAUGGAUAUUCAGCUGCAAAUCGCUGUGUGUGUGUGUGUGUCUGUCUGUCUGUCUGUCUGUCUGUGUUGUGUGUAAGCAGCUGAUGAGUCGUGCUGCCCGUCAUGCAGAGCUUCACGCCAAGGUGGAGCAGCUCAAGGAGGACAAAGCACAACACCUCUCACGCAAAGACAGGUAGGUGCAUCAGUUUCAAGGCCGCGACGGACCCCUCUCUCACCACAAGCCUUCUGUUCUAUUAUCUGCAGGUGGCUGCGGUGGAAGAAGUCUCAGGAGCUGCUUGGCCGAGGCAAGAGCAUCAACUACACCAAGUGGGACUACUGGGAGCCGGAGAGCGAUGAGGAUGACCAAGACACCGGCCCACCAAUCGUGCCCGAAGACGACCCCAACUUCAAGGCACUGGAGAAGGAAAUGACAGCCAGCGCCACAAAGUGAGACAACGACGCUAGCUGGUGUAGCUGGGCUGGUGUGUCGGAUGCACACGAACGGGUGAAUGUAAUGUGUGUGCGUCAGGCGGUCAGAUCGGUGGAAAACGGCUGAGCAGUGUCGGUUGCGCGGCAACGAGUCGUUGCGCGAGAAGGACUACGUCAGGGCGGUGGAGCACUACCAGGAGGGCCUCGACUACCGCAAGGACAUGCUGCCCCUCUGGACCAACAAGGCACUCGCGGAACUCAAGCUCUUCAGAUGGACCGACGCACAACGCUCCUGCACACAGGUCGGUGUCAACACACCAGACACAGAGAGGUAGGGAGAUGGACAGACAGACCAGACCCUCUGUGUGCGUGUGUGUGCAGGUCUUGGAUUAUGUUGAGGUGUUUGAGGAGAGCUACGCGAGUCGGCCUGACGUGUGCUUCAAGGCUCUCACAAGGCGAGCUCUCGCUCUGAGGGGCCAGAAGCAGUAUGAGGCCGCCCAGCACGACCUGGAGGCCGCACACAAGCUCUUCCCCAAAGACAAGGAGGCCAUCAAGCUACUCGAAGACACCAAGGUGACGACUCAAUAAUGCCAAAGUCAGUUCUCUGUGCUCAUUCUCCUUUCUGUGUUCAUUAAUUGUGGUCUGUCUGCAGAUAGCCGUUCAGGAGGUCCAGCAGCUGCGGCAGUCAACCAAGGACCACCACGAGCAGCAGCAGGCCGACAGCCCCGCAUCACGCACCACUGAAGCCGAGUCACCGACCAGCGACAGGCUGGAAGGCGAUUUGGCUGUGGUGGAGAGCAGCCAAGUCCGACCCCACGAGUGCAAGGCAUCAGCCAGCGACCUGCAAAGGGCAUCAGGGCUGCUCGCUGUGUCGACCAAGAGCCUGGCUGAGCUGUCGUCGCGUGCCUGUGCGGAGCUGAAGGGCCUCCUGGAAGGAUCUGCAGAUGUGCGGAGGUGGUUCUGCAUGGCACCGAAUCGACCCAAGGCCGGCAUCACCAUCGCUAUCGAGGUGGGUGGGGGUGGGGGAGAGAUAAAUAAAGGGAUUGGCACGCAACUGGACCAUGGAUGCACGUGUGGCUGGCUUGUCAUUGUGGUGCUUUCUGCUCGAAGGAUGUGAGGGCGUGUGCGCAGAAGAUCCGACUGGAUCCAUCUCUCGGCAAGACACUGGCUGCGGCGCCGAAAGACCCGCUCGUGAAGGGCUCUCAGCGGGCCACUGAACUGUUGGACAUCGUCGUGACGGACAAUGCAUGGGCAUGCAAUCUUGCUCUCGAGGCCGCCAGACCUCUGCUCACUCUCGUGGCCGAAGGCAUCGCAAGAAACAGGGCUCUCAUGGUCAGUGCCGGUGAAAGAAUGGGAUGAGCGAAGCUGACUUCAUCGUGUCGUCACCUCUGCCGUCUGUUUGUGUGGUGUCCUGUCCACCCAGGUGCUGGAAGAGAUGUCUCACUUCGACCUGCCGCGCAAGUCGUUGGCCGAUGCCCUCCUGCGCGACGAUCACCGCGUGUCGAUGCUGGUGCAGCUGAUAGCGUCCUUCCAGUCGCCAGUGGACGAGGAGCAGGACGACCUCGUGAAGAUCCUCCUGGCCGCAGCCCACGAGGUGGGGCUGCCCGACAUCCCGGUGCCCCGCCUCAUAUCAGAUGGACGCACCGGUCAGUCAGCAAUCAAGGACAGACCGAGGAGAGUCGGGAAGAUGGGAUGGCAAGUGUUUCCGUUGUCAGAUGCUGAGGUGGCGUGUGCGCUUCUCGGCAACCUGGCGCUUGAGCCGACGGUGAGGCGGCGGCUUCGCGAGUGUGCCGUGGACAUCGUGUCGGCCGCUCUGAAGUACAUCCGACCCAACGACCCCGUUGCCUGUGAGCGGGGCGCCACACUCAUCCUCAAUGCAGCACAGGUAGGUACCCACACACUGCAGCACACACAGGCAGGAGCUGCGAUGCAUCCGGUGUGGGUCGUGAUAUAUCCUCAGGAUGAGUUGAUCAGCGAGGAGAUUGCCCGCCACAGCUUCGCCCCCAUCCUCGUGACGCUCAAGAAUGAGAAGAAUGAGUCUGCCGGCGAGAUCCGCUACCUCCCCCGCAUCCAGAAGCUGCUGGGCAUCCUCGUCAACGGCACCACACGGUCGCCAGCAGCCAGACAUGAGCUCGUCACCAUGCGGGAGGCGAUGGACGUCCUGCUGAUCUAUGCCAAGUCGACUGACGAGGUGGUGUGUCAGCGGGCCAUGGCGCUGCUGUUCCGAAUGGUGACGGAUGGGGUCACUGUGGGUGAGGGGGCCGUGGCUGCACUCGUGAUGGCCAUCGACGGGGCGCUGGAGCUCCACACAGGGAGGGAGGAAGUGCCUGAGGUAGGAGGGAGGCAAGAAGGGAUGGGUGCCUGUCAGCCAUUGAAUGACAUGACACGAUUUCAUCUGUGAAUGAAGGGAUUCGGUUUGUGUUCAGGUGGUGGGUGCGUCUGUGCGCCUAUUCUGCGCCUUGGUGACCAAGAAAGGCGUCCGCUCAACGGUCGCCGAGUUUCAGAGGUCACCCGCCAUGCCGCGCCUCCCCCGCGUCUUGUUGCGCAUCUUCCAGUGCUUCAAGAAGCUCACGCCCACCCGGGACGUGCCGUCCGAGGAGGCCUCAUCGCCACCAUCGCAGCUGAGGGGCAACAUCUGCCUCCUCAUAUCGAGGCUCGCGCAAGCACAAGAGGAGGCCUUGGGUGUGCUCAAGAGUGGGGACGCACUGGCCGAGAGAAAUGGGUGAGCUGCUACCGCACAGCGAGGAGUCGGAGCACCUGGCUGACAUGUCUGUCACGGGGUGUGUGUGUGUGUGUGUGCAGGCCAACAGAUGUGUUGCGGUCGCUCGAUUUGCGCCCGUUGGUGUCGCCGGUGAUUGAGUGUCUGCGUCGUGAGCCGCCCAAGAGCGGCCCGCAGCAGAACGCUGCUGUGGCGCUGACACGCUUGGCGCGUGUGGAGUGCUACCGCGACACUGUAAGAGCGCUGCAUGGGUUUGAGGCUUUGCACCAGAUAGCUGCCAAGGCGCUGAACUGACUGAAACAAACAUGAUGGGUCGGGAGGGAUGGGGUAUGUUCACCGCUGCUGGCUGCGUGCUCAUGCGUUGUACAUGUCUGUCGUGUAGACCCUAGACUCAGGGGGGGAAUUCAUUGCUGGAUGGAUGGGAGAGUAAGGUCAAGUGAAGUUGGAUGAUUUGCUGCAUCGCCGCUGACAGCGAGGGCCCGCCAGCUGCGAUGGACCAGUCGCCUUAGAGAUGCCAGGCGUCGGUCGGUCAUCGACAGUUACGAGCCAGAUAAGUGGGCAGGGUUGGGAACGGAGGACAAUGGGGCUUUCCUGUCGGUGUCGACGGAGGGUUUUCAGUUCACACUCGGUGAGCUGGAAGUGUACAAUCUCGGAUUGUGUUGCAUUGCACGUGCGGGGACAUAGCGGGGGUGUGUCAGUAUGACUGACAUGCUAUGUGCAGAGUGAGUGAAUGGCAUGAAACUAUGUCAGCCG